Sinocyclocheilus anshuiensis is the source of this 4289-nucleotide messenger RNA. Its product is annotated as signal-induced proliferation-associated 1-like protein 2. Gene Ontology annotation, molecular function: GTPase activator activity; protein binding. Gene Ontology annotation, biological process: regulation of small GTPase mediated signal transduction. Bases 1 to 3423 code for a protein of 1140 amino acids. NCBI's taxonomy places the organism in Eukaryota, Metazoa, Chordata, Actinopteri, Cypriniformes, Cyprinidae. The record is from RefSeq and is a predicted model, not a curated record. The transcript has 18 exons. Gene Ontology annotation, cellular component: cytoplasm.
AUGGUUGCACGCUGGGAAUACUUGACCCUCGUAAGAGAGCGGAGUCUGAUUCCCAUCACAACUGGGUUACGCUUGCGUUUGGAGUCUGUGACGAGUGUUGCUGUUCUUCUACUGAGUUUCCAGCACAAAGUGGGCGUCCUGUACUGUAAAGCGGGUCAGAGCACAGAGGAGGAGAUGUACAAUAACGAGAAUGCCGGCCCGGCGCUGGACGAGUUCCUGGAUCUGCUCGGUCAGAGAGUCCGGCUGAAGGGCUUCACCAAGUACCGAGCUCAGCUGGACAACAAGACGGACUCCACCGGCUCUCACUCGCUCUACACCACUUAUAAAGACUAUGAGCUGAUGUUCCACGUGUCCACGCUCCUGCCCUACACUCCCAACAACAGACAGCAGUUGCUCAGAAAGAGACACAUAGGAAAUGACAUCGUCACCAUCGUGUUUCAGGAGCCCGGUGCCUUGCCUUUCACACCCAAAAACAUCCGCUCCCAUUUCCAGCAUGUGUUUGUCAUCGUUAAAGUUCACAGUCCGUGCACUGAGAACGUCUGCUACAGUGUUGCGGUAUCCAGAUCCAAAGACGUGCCUCCGUUCGGCCCUCCCAUUCCUAAAGGAGUGACCUUUCCCAAGUCGGCCGUCUUCAGGGACUUCCUGCUGGCCAAGGUGAUCAACGGGGAAAACGCGGCGCACAAAUCGGAGAAGUUCCAUGCCAUGGCGACCCGCACGCGGCAGGAGUACCUCAAGGACCUUGCAGAGAACUUUGUGAGCACGACGACGGUGGACACGGCGGUGAAGUUCAGCUUCAUCACGCUGGGGGCCAAGAAGAAGGAGCGGGUGAAGCCGCGGAAGGACGCCCAUCUCCAGAGCGUGGGCGCCGUCACGUGGAGCGUGGUGGCACGGGAUUUCGGCCAAUCUGCAGACUUGGAGUGCCUGCUGGGGAUUUCCAACGAGUUCAUCAUGCUGAUCGAGGAGGCGUCCAAGAACGUGAUUUUUAACUGCUCCUGUCGGGACGUCAUCGGCUGGUCGUCUGGCGUCAUGAGCAUCAAGAUCUUCUACGAACGAGGGGAGUGCGUGAUGUUUUCCGCACAUGACAACUGUGGAGAAGACAUUCGAGAGAUCGUGCAAAGACUUGAGAUGGUGACGCGCGGCUGUGAGACCACAGAGAUGACCUUGCGCAGGAACGGUCUCGGUCAGCUCGGCUUCCACGUUAACUUCGAGGGCAUCGUGGCUGACGUGGAGCCGUUCGGAUACGCCUGGAAGGCCGGUUUGCGGCAGGGCAGCCGGCUGGUGGAGAUCUGUAAGGUGGCGGUGGCCACGCUGACCCACGAGCAGAUGAUCGACCUGCUGCGCACCUCUAUCUCCGUCAAGGUGGUCAUUAUCCAGCCGUAUGAGGACGGAGCUCCCAGAAGGGGAUGUUCAGAGCUCUACCGCAUCCCCAUGGUGGAGUAUAAGUUGGACAGUGAAGGAACGCCCUGCGAGUACAAGACGCCCUUCAAGAGAAACACCACCUGGCACCGUGUGCCCACCAGCGGCCAGCCUCUUCCCGAUCGCAUGUCGUGCCAGCAGAUCCUCCAGCACGCUCAGACCGCCAUCCCACGCAGCACCUCUUUCGACAGGAAGCUGCCGGAUGGACCCAGGAGCAUUCAGGAUGUUGAGAAGCCUCAGAUCUCGUCCUGCAGUAAAGGAGAUGCGUCCCAACACUACCGCAGCUCACCCAGUAACCAGUCGUCCUCCAGCGACCCGGGACCCUGCGCAAGCGCCAGCUGGAACCAGCAGCCGGGAUACGACGGGUGUCAGUCUCCUGUGCUCCACGAGCGCUCGGCUGAAGCCCAGGGCAUGCUGGGAGACGGGGAGAUGCCGCGGGAGAGAGAGCCGACGCUGGAGAGGACACGCUCUGCAGAGGCGAAGUGGCACGUCCCUUCCACAAAGAUCCUCAAUUCCUUGAAGGAAAGAGGCAAGGAUUCACCAAACAAGUUGACGCGGCAGGGCGGCGAUAAGAACUCCAGCCACUCCAGCAGUAACACUCUGUCCAGCAACGGCUCAAGCAGUAACAGUGAUGAGAAGCACUUUGGCUCCGGGGACCUGAUGGAUCCAGAUAUGCUGGGUCUCACCUACAUUAAAGGAGCCUCCACAGACAGCGGCAUUGACACCGCGCCCUGUAGCAUGACCCCGGGGGUCGCCGGUGUGUCUGUUUCCCGCGUCAUGCUCCAGGGCCCCGGGGCAUCUGAUCCGGGACACCCGUGGACACCGGAGCUGACAGAAGAAGGGUCCACGGAGGAGGACCACGGCAGGUUGUACCUUCCCCAGAGCUACGCCGCGGCUCUGGCCGCCGGACAUGCGCCCGUGGACGGGAGUAUGGGAGACCUGAACGAGAACUCAUCUCAUUCUAGUGGCUCCCACCACUCCGGCAGCCCCUUACCCCACAGCUUCAAGCACAUGUCCUCUCCAGAACCUUCCAGAACCCAGGCAGUCCCCCACAGUAGCCAGGAGCCAGGGCCCAGCACUGAUGCGCACACACAAAGCCGUAGGAGGUACGAUGACAAACCGAUCCCGGACGAGCCCCCGAUUCAGACCGAGUGUGGGCAGCUGUACGCCGCAGAGCCGUCCUGUGGGCUGCAGGACAGAGGACGGGACAAGCUGAAGGACGGAGGUCUGCAGCCCAACAUGUCUAAAGAGGAGUACAUGAAGAUGAUGCUGCCUGAAAGCCCUCCUGGAGAGAGUGGCCACAGGAAGGCGUCUGCGGCGGGCAGCCUGUCCCUGCGGCGGUCGCUGUACCGGACUCUCUCGGACGAGAGCGUGUGCAGUAACAGGAAGGGCUCGUCCUAUGCCAGCUCACGGAGCUCAAUGCUGGAUCAAGCCCUGCCCAACGACAUCCUGUUCAGCAGCACUCCACCUUACCACUGCACCCUACCGCCCCGCAUCAGCCUCAGCCAGCCCACAUCCAACCUCAAGAAUGAGUUCUGGUUCUCUGACGGCUCGCUGGCUGACCGCUCGAAGUUCAGCGACCCGGGUCUCAUGCCUCUGCCAGACACCGCCACGGGCCUGGACUGGUCUCACCUUGUCGACGCCGCCAGAGCCUUUGAAGACCAGCGCGUGGCCUCGUUCUGCACCAUGACGGACAUGCAGAGAGCCGAAGCGCUGCAGAUCUCGCGUGAGCUCACCAGACGCGUGGCAGCCGCUGAGGGAGCCGCACUGGAGGCCGGUGAUACGUCUCCAGCCACACUGACGGGCAAAGUCAAUCAGCUGGAGGUCAUCCUGAGACAGCUGCAGUACGACUUGAAGAAGGAAAAGGAAGACAAGGCGAUCCUGCAGGUGGAGGUGCAGCACCUGCGGCAGGACAACAUGCGUCUGCAGGAGGAGAGCCAAACGGCUGCCGCACAGCUCAGGAAGUUCACCCAGUGGUUCUUCCACACCAUCGACAAGAAGCCUUGAUGGAGACCACUGAAGACUUCCAGGACUGCACGCCAUUGACCUACACUAGCAAAGCCCGAUUCCUACUGCAGUUCAAUCAGAUGCAGAAUGUAAGUAUAUUCUGGACUGAAGAAGAGUGUAGAUGAGCAGCGAAGACACACGGAGGCAGGUUUAGCACGGAGAAUGUACUCAAUUAGCAACUAAACGAUGUUUCUGGAGGUGGAUCAUGAAUGUAACACAUCAAGACUUGGCGAGACGUUUCAUUUUCUGCCUCCGUUAUUGAAAGGCGCAAUCAAACGUUGAAGUUCAGCGGGUCAACGGUACCUUUUGAAUCAUUUCUGUCCACAAUCAUCAAGUUCUGGCAAUAAGAGUCAUGGAUUUGCCAAGCAAACACAAUGUGAAUAGUUUGUGAAGCUGUAAAUGUUGAGAUUGUGCCUCAAAGAAAAGCCGAAAUGAAGCAGGUGUGUGCAUAACGUGGCUUUCCGCUCCUGCCUCGUCUCGAAUCCACAGUCACAUGCCAAAACUCUGUGUCCAUGUCUGUACAGAACCUCCAAUCAAGUGUCUUGUAUUUAACACUGUUAUUUAAGCUUCUUUCACCUAAAUUAGUUUAUUUUAUUAAAAUGAGCGGCUUCUGGAGGAAAGGCUGUGAGAAGGCCAUACUGUGACGGUUUUGCCAGGACUGUGUCCGAUACAUAGAUAUAUUGAGGAUUUGUCUUUUUUCCCUCAUUCCAACAUUUGGAUGCUGCUAGAUAACAUUUUGUUGGUUUCUAUGCUUUUACAAAUGUGUGUCUCUGUAAAUUUCAUGUAAAAUGGGACAUUGGUUGCUUUUUUUUUUUUAAUAAAUGUAGUAUGUCAAAUAAAUCUGAUGCGUCAUCUUAAUAUUUCAG